This is a messenger RNA of Humulus lupulus (European hop), 2279 nucleotides long. Its product is annotated as mitochondrial hydrolase YKR070W. NCBI's taxonomy places the organism in Eukaryota, Viridiplantae, Streptophyta, Magnoliopsida, Rosales, Cannabaceae. Gene Ontology annotation, biological process: glycerophospholipid biosynthetic process. Bases 128 to 1273 code for a protein of 381 amino acids. The record is from RefSeq and is a predicted model, not a curated record. The transcript is spliced from 12 exons. Gene Ontology annotation, cellular component: mitochondrion.
ACUUAUUGCAUUCAAAAUCAAAUUUCCCUUUUUCUUUUCUUUUCUUUUGAAAGGUCGAAACUCGAAAGUGUGUGGAACAGAGCGUGGACCAGAAGCUUGAAACCAGGGAAGAGAGGGAGAGGUAGAUAUGAGAUUCCGUACGGUUUUCAGAGCUCCUCAAAGCAAAAGCAGACCACCAUUGCUAUAUCAACCUCGAGCUUCCUGUUCGUUCUCAAAGAUUCAUUCUAGUGCCAAACGGCCCUCAUUUGGAAUCGCGUUCGAUAUCGACGGUGUUAUUCUUCGCGGCCGUGUACCAAUUGGAGGAUCUCCUCAAGCUUUGAGAAGAUUAUACGGAGAAGCUGGUACUUUGAAAGUUCCCUUUCUGUUCUUGACAAACGGAGGUGGCAUACCAGAAUCAAGACGAGCCAUUGAGCUUGGGGAACUUUUGGGAGUUCAAAUUUUACCUUCCCAGGUCGUACAAGGUCACACCCCUUUCAAAAAUUUGUUGAACAAAUACGAGAAUGAACUCAUUGUUGCUGCUGGGAAAGGAGAACCUGCUCUUGUGAUGUCGGAGUAUGGUUUCAAAAAAGUUCUCUCGCUAGAUGAGUAUGCAUCGUAUUUCAAGGACAUUGAUCCUGUAUCUCAGUACAAGAUCUGGACAAAAGAAUAUCAGAAUGACCAUUUGAUCGAAUCAGCACCAAGAUACAAUGUUUUAUAUGACAGGGUUAAGGCAGCAUUUGUUGUCAGUGAUCCUGUAGAUUGGGGCCGGGACAUUCAGGUGCUCUGUGAUAUUUUAACAUCGGGAGGGCUUCCUGGAGGAGAUAAUGGGCAUCAGCCUCCUUUAUAUUUUGCCGCAGAUGAUCUUGAAUAUCAGGCUGCAUUUCCUUCAGAGCGGCUUGGAAUGGGUGCUUUCAGAAUUGCCCUGGAAAGUGUGUUUAAUAAAAUUCGUCAUAAUACCUUGGAAUAUGUAUCUUUUGGGAAACCAAAUCCUUUUGUAUUCAAGAAUGCUGAAGCCAUGUUGAGACAGCUUCAGCCAUCUAAUCAUAAUGUUCAUCUCCUAUAUAAUGGAGACUCUGGAUCGCCACCCUUCAAAACCCUUUACAUGAUUGGCGAUAACCCUUUUGUUGAUGUCAAAGGUGCACAACAGGCAGGACAUCCUUGGUUUUCUAUCUUGACGAGGACAGGCGUUUUUAAGGGGAAAGAUAAUCAUUCUGAGUUUCCAGCUGAUCUGGUUGUUGAUAAAGUUGAAGAUGCGGUGGAUUACAUUUUGGAAAGGGAGUGUGCUUCUUCUUAGCCGCCCACCCCCCGGUUAAAAGUAUCUUUUUGUUUAAUUUUAAGGCACUUGCACUGCAGAAGAACCAAAGGGUAACAAACGUAAGCACAUUUUAUAAAUCAUUCAAUCCUUGACUCUUGUGCCGUGCUCUCUUACGAUCAAAAUUCACACGUUUCAUUUGAUUAACCAACUUACCGGUCAUUCAUCAUUUAUUCCUUCGUGUUUACAUGAAUAUUAAUUUUAAGGCACUUGCACUGCAGAAGAACCAAAGGGUAACAAACGUAAGCACAUUUUAUAAAUCAUUCAAUCCUUGACUCUUGUGCCGUGCUCUCUUACGAUCAAAAUUCACACGUUUCAUUUGAUUAACCAACUUACCGGUCAUUCAUCAUUUAUUCCUUCGUGUUUACAUGAAUAUUAAUUUGUCUCAACAAUGGACGAUUAGAAGCUAAACAAUGCUUUCAUUACACGUUUAUUUAUUGGAAAUUAAUUAAUCUGAACUUGUUUUCCCCUUGUGCAUUUUAGACACUAUUUGACUGCCGAAUUUCCAAAUAGACAACAUUUUCUGAAAUUGAAAUAAAGAUAUCGAAGUCAUACCAACAUAACAUAUAUCCAUACUCUCACUCUAACAAGUCCCUAACAACUAAAUAAUAAAUUAAAAAAAAGACGAUUUCUACCAAGCAAGGUCACGCGAAAGUAUUUGUGAACAAAAUCAUAGCUUAUAUACCAUCAAUGAAAUAAACUUUAAAAUUGAAUAUGAAAAAGUAUGUCGUUAUGAACAAAUACAAAAUGCGAAAGGAAAAUGCAGCAUAAUAAGAGUUCAUUUGGACGUUGAAUUGAGAUGACAUAAAAGCGCACAAAUUUGCCACAAAAUUCAAUUAAGACUGCUACUCAGAUCAUUCCAUUACAAUUAAUUCUACAGCUUUCUCCACUAUCAAAGUUCAUUUGUUCAGCAUGACCCAAAAAAUAAAUAUUUAUGGAACAAAAUAUGCUACAAUAAUCUCAAAAAAAAAAAAAAAAAAAAAUCAAA